AUAUUCAUCAAUACAUGAAACUGUGAAUAAGAUUAAAAUUUCACCUGUCUUCAUGGUCAACUUAUUUAAUUAAUAGUUUUAUCUAAAAACAACUUAUUUAAUUAAUAGUAAGUUAGUAUAGUAACAGCCUUUAAAUUGUUUCAACUUAUCCAAAGCUCCACGCAGCAUCAUGGCAACCUUCUCAACUCUCUCUGCGCUCACUAGAAGGCUAGAAGGAAAAGUAGCGCUGGUGACCGGAGGAGCGACCGGAAUCGGAGAAUGCACGGCGAAACUCUUCUCGAAACACGGCGCGAAAGUCGUGAUCACCGACGUCCAAGACGAAUUAGGGCAAUCCGUCGUCAAGCAAAUCGGCGCCUCGAAUUCGACAUACAUUCACUGCGACGUCACCAACGAGGAUCAUAUUCGAAACGCCGUCGACGAGACGGUCUCCGCCUACGGCAAGCUCGACAUCAUGGUGAACAACGCCGGCAUCGCCGACCCGCCGAAGCCGCGGAUCGCCGACAACCACAAGGCGGACUUCGAGCGCGUGCUGGCCGUGAACGUCACCGGCGUCUUCCUCGGCAUGAAGCACGCCGCCAGGGUCAUGAUCCCGGCGCGGCGCGGCGCCAUCGUGUCGAUGGCGAGCGUGUCGUCGGGGAUGGGCGGCGCCGCCACGCACGCGUACACGACCUCGAAGCAUGCGGUGUUGGGGCUGACUAGGAAUCUGGCGGUGGAAUUGGGGCAGUUUGGUAUAAGGGUGAAUUGCUUGUCGCCCUAUGCGUGUGCAACGGAUUUAUCGAAGAAAUAUUUGGAGCUUGAUGAUGAAGCGCUUGAGCAAUUCAUGGUUUCCAUGGCGAAUCUCAAAGGUACAACUCUUAAAGCGGCUGAUGUUGCGAAUGCGGCUCUUUUCCUUGCGAGUGAUGAAGCUCAGUAUGUGAGCGGCCAAAAUCUGUUCAUAGAUGGGGGAUUUGGCAUUGUUAAUUCUGCAAUGCAAAUAUUCAACUACCCUCAAUCUUAAUUCAUUCUAGACUUGAUUUCCAUUUUUUUUAAUUUUUUGUAUCGACUAUCUAUUUUACUUCAUGUAAUAAAUAAAAAUGUACGUUCGAUUUGUUGACAGAAUUCCGUAAAUUAAUUGAAACAAAUUUAAAUGAAAA
Molecule: messenger RNA, 1133 nt
Organism: Salvia miltiorrhiza (redroot sage)
Lineage: Eukaryota; Viridiplantae; Streptophyta; Magnoliopsida; Lamiales; Lamiaceae
Product: secoisolariciresinol dehydrogenase-like
Exons: 2
Coding region: 170-997 (275 amino acids)
Molecular function (GO): oxidoreductase activity, acting on the CH-OH group of donors, NAD or NADP as acceptor
Source: RefSeq, a predicted model, not a curated record